This is a messenger RNA of Rotaria sp. Silwood1, 651 nucleotides long. Lineage: Eukaryota; Metazoa; Rotifera; Eurotatoria; Philodinida; Philodinidae. The record is from the annotation of a GenBank genome assembly.
AUGGCAUCGAAAGGUGUAAUUGUCGUCUAUGGUAUGACAUUAUCAACAGCUACUCAACGUGUAUUAGCUACACUUAUAGAAAAAAGUCUCGAUUAUGAAUUGAAAGUAAUCAAUUUGAUGAAUGGUGAACAUUUGACUCCUGAAUAUCUACAAAAACAGCCAUUCGGUACUAUUCCUACAUUGAUCGAUGCAGAUGGUUUCAAAAUUUAUGAAUCACGAGCUAUAUGUCGUUAUUUGGAAACAAAAUAUAAAGGACGUGGUACUGAAUUAAUUCCAAAAGAUAGUAAAGCUUUAGGUUUAUUUGAACAAGGUGUAGCAAUUGAAACAUCAAAUUUUGAUUCAUUAGCUGGUCAAAUUGUCAGUGAAAAAAUCUUUAAAAAAAUGCGUGGUGGCGAACCAGAUAUGAACAAAGUAGCACAACUUCGAAGUGAAUUAGCUGAAAAUUUAGAUGUUUAUGAAAAAAUUUUAACAAAACAAUCAUAUAUUGGCGGAGAGACAUUUACACUCGCUGAUUUAUUUCAUUUACCAUAUGGUGCAAUGCUUAUUAAAGCUGGUGAAAAUGAACUUUUCGAUUCUCGUCCACAUGUCAAACAAUGGUGGAAUAAAAUUUCUAAUCGACCUGCAUGGAAAUCAGUUGCGGCUAUGAAUUAG